Colias croceus (clouded yellow) is the source of this 2225-nucleotide messenger RNA. RefSeq names its product organic cation transporter protein-like. Lineage: Eukaryota; Metazoa; Arthropoda; Insecta; Lepidoptera; Pieridae. Gene Ontology annotation, cellular component: membrane. The record is from RefSeq and is a predicted model, not a curated record. Gene Ontology annotation, molecular function: transmembrane transporter activity. Bases 124 to 1839 code for a protein of 571 amino acids. Gene Ontology annotation, biological process: transmembrane transport. The transcript has 7 exons.
CAUUCAAUAUAUACCGGACGUCAGUUUGCCCAACCCAGUCUGAAGCCAUGCGUCUUCAGUUAAACGCGAGUUCACUUAAACCACGUUUAGUUUUGUGCAGUGAAGUGAAGUGAACCAGGGACGAUGAAGAGAGACAUGCCUCCUCAACCGGAGCUACAAGAAUUACUCCAGAAACCGAUCGUCCUCAAGAAAUGUACUCCGAAAAUAAUCCCAAGCCAAGGUCCUCACAAAGAGAAGCCCAGAAUACCUGAAGAUGAGGAGUCAGGCCCGGACGUGGUGUCUUCGGUGAUCGGCGAAUAUGGGCGCUGGCAGCUGAUGAUGACCUUCCUGCUGUCGCUCUUUUCAUUCCCCUGUACAUUCCAUAUCUUUUUGCCUACUUUCACGGCAAAAGCCACAAAAUUCUGGUGCGAACGGCCGGACAAUCUAUCGACAUUACCUUUAGAAAAUUGGAUCAACUACAGCCAGCCACAGGGCGGCUGUUACGUACGAACUCUAUCUAGUGAAGUUACUGUGGAAAGCAUCAUGAAUUUCACAGCUCCAGUGUUGGAUUCAUUUCAAAAGUGUGAAAGAUGGGGCUUCGACAGAAGCGAGGUUGGGGACACAAUUAUUUCAGAAUGGGGACUCGUGUGUGACAAAGCUAGUCUUACGAAUCUGGCUGAAGUGGUGUUCUUGAUUGGUGUGGGUAUUGGAGGCGUUGUAGGGGGCUGGAUUUCAGAUAGAUUCGGCCGCAAACGCAUUUUAAUGGCUAUGGCAGCUACACAGAGCGCAUUAGCCAUCCUCUCUCUGCUAGUCAGCUCAUACGUCCAAUACGUUAUAGUGAGACUGAUCAUGGGACUUGUAUCAGUAUCUGUGGUCUAUGCAGCGUUUGUGUUAUCUGUGGAACUGGUUGGCGGGAAAUGGGUGACAAUUGCCGGCGUGUGCAACUUUUUCCCGCUUCCUUUGGCUUAUGUCAUCGUCUCUCUGUUGUCUAUUGUAAUGCCGAACUGGAGGGAUCUCCAACUGGCACUGUCGAUUCCUGGAUGCUUGCUCAUUUUCUUGUGGUUUGUUUUACCCGAAUCGCCAAGAUGGCUUCUCAGCAUGGGACGGACAAAAGAAGCCCAAGCCAUAUUAGAAAAGGCAGCGAAAUUCAAUGGACGAGAAAUGCCAUCAGACAUCGACAAAUUAUUAUUAGUUUACAAAACAGACACAAAAGCUGAAGACCCAAGUGUGUGCAUGCUUCUACGAGGGUACCUCCUCAAGAGAACAGUCUGCUUAUUCAUAGCCUGGUUUGCGAUGACAAUUGGUUACUAUGGCCUAUUAUUAAACAUAGGCAACUUCAACCUUGGAAAUCUUCAUUUGACGUCGAUAAUAUUGGCAGUCGUAGAAAUACCAGCUAUUGCGUUAAGCAUACCGAUUCUCCUCAAAGCUGGAAGACGAUUCCCCAUAUUCAUAACUAUGUUAGUGUGUGGACUGGCUUGCAUUGCAAGUGAAUUGUUUUCUAUAUCUUUCAACAAUGAAUGGGCGAUAAUUGCGUGUCUCAUGGUUGGAAAAUUCGCAAUUGGAGCUACAAAUAUGAUGCUACCGAUUUUCACUGCGGAAUUGUAUCCGACUGUGGUCAGAAAUUUGGGAGUUGGUGCUAGUCAAAUUUCUUCAGGAUUGGCGCUUAUGUGCAUACCAUAUUUAUGGGAAUUGACUGCUCUAAACGAGCAUCUACCGAUGGUUACCAUAGCUGCUAUGAGCGUGGCGGGCGGCGCCACUGUGUUACUCCUACCUGAUACUGCCCAUUCAAAACCCAAAACGACAGAGAGCGCUCCAUCUUGCAAUGGAACGUACACGACCACGGACGAUAGAGGGCGCUAGCUGUGUCGAUUAAACGUUUGGCAAAAUGCAGCUGUUCUUAAACUAUAAAUUGAUUUAUUUUUACAAUGAAAAGAAAGAAAAACAUUUUAUAAUUUUUAUAAAACAUUAAGAAAAAUACGGAUUUUCGCGUUUGUCCAAUUCUAAUUAAUGUUUUACUAAAGUUUCACCUGUAGGGACCAUGAAUCUUUUUAGUAUAAGAACCAAAAAUAUUAUAUAAUAUGUAUUGCAAUACAUAUACCAUGACGAAUUUAUAGAUAUUAAGAAUCUUCCCGCUUACAUAUCGAAGUUAAUUUUUUUAUACAUUUUAAAUACCAGUGAUAGAUAUACAUUAUCAAAUAUAUUUUGAUACAUAUUCCACGACGUCUUGACAAUAUAAUAUUAUAAUU